AUGAAGGAGGCGACGGCGUCGGGGGGCGGCGCGACGGCGACGGCGAACGACCCGAGGCAGCCGGCGACGGCGAGGCCGUACGCGCCGCCCAAGCUGUCGUCGCAGGACCUGCCCGUCGACUACGCGGGCUUCCUCGCCGUCGUCUUCGGCGUCGUCGGCGUCAUGCUCCACUACAAGGUGUGCUCGUGGAUCGCCAUCAUCUUCUGCGCGCAGUCGCUGGCGAACAUGAAGAACUUCGAGAAUGACCUCAAGCAGCUCUCCAUGGCUUUCAUGUUUGCUGUCAUGGGUUUGGUGACGAACUAUUUCGGGCCUCGCCCAGGCGGCACAAAACGCUAA
This is a messenger RNA of Triticum turgidum subsp. durum (durum wheat), 336 nucleotides long. NCBI's taxonomy places the organism in Eukaryota, Viridiplantae, Streptophyta, Magnoliopsida, Poales, Poaceae. The record is from the annotation of a GenBank genome assembly.